Molecule: messenger RNA, 1466 nt
Organism: Belonocnema kinseyi
Lineage: Eukaryota; Metazoa; Arthropoda; Insecta; Hymenoptera; Cynipidae
Product: RNA-binding protein Musashi homolog 1-like
Exons: 5
Coding region: 715-1395 (226 amino acids)
Molecular function (GO): RNA binding
Source: RefSeq, a predicted model, not a curated record
AAUAGAGAAUUUCUUUUUUCCGGAAAACGAAUUAGUUGGGAGGGAUCGAUCAACAAAAAUCGAAUCUUUACAGGCACGAAUUUGGACCACCCUAAUAGACACCAUAAUUUUGUAUCCUUCUUUAUUUUCCAAACAAAAUAAUUUCUUCUACAAUUUUCUCAUUUGCUUGAACUCAUCCGCGAUUGCUACCUCCCACUUAAAACUGAAUGGUGUUUAAAAUCCAGGCGCCAGGCGUCGCUGCAAUCGGUAUCACAGAAGGCAACAUGGUGUCGUGCUUAGUGAUUGGGUGAUGGUUUGUCAUAUUGGUCAUAUUGAUAAUAAUUACGCUGUAGUAAAAAAUUACAAAAGCGAAGUAAUCGAACAAACAUAGAGAAUAUUUAAAAAGGAUACAUUCAGAAAUGAGCUUAUCUAGGAAAUGAUAAAGUUUUUCCAUGAUUGAUUUGAGAUGCUGGACUCAUAGUGACGGCAACAACGCACGUGUUUUCAAGCUUAUUCUCAUUGGCUACAUUUGUAAUCAGCAAGAGGAAAGGAGACAUCUAAUAAAUAUCACGCAAGUGGUGCGCCACGCACAAAUGAGAACACUCAAGACUAUCGUUUCCAGUGCCUGAAAAGUGAAUGUGAAACCAAAUACCAGUCUGAGGCUGAAGAGUUUCAGAUAUUUUGAAAUUCGUUGAGUGACUCUUUCCUGUGUACAAGCAGAUCAUUUUAAACAAAAUGACAAAAAAAGUGCCCAAAACCUACGUUGACGGAGACGAAUACUACGAUCCUUAUUAUGUGCAAGUGCCAUCCGUGGCGCCAACUCAAAUCGUCUCACCUGCUGUUGCGAAAAAUAGCAGGACCUUACAAGUCAGUGCCAAUCCCUCGGAACUGACCGAUUCAGAAGUCGUGAACUACUUCACCCAAUUUGGACCUAUUGAAGAAGUUACCACACCGUUUGACAAAACGAAGAAUAAGUGGAAAGGGUUUUUAUACAUCGUCUUUGAAUCAGCUGCAAUCGUCAACCAGUUGAUUAAAACCCCAACAAAAUUGAUCAACGGGAAAAAGGUGCUCGUAGCAAAAAAGUCAGCUGAUAAUUCAGCUAACGGGGGAUUGAAUUCGCCGAAUUUUGCAACUACAACUAUUUCAGCUUUUUCGAGUAUUAUGCCUGCGAGCUUUUCGAUACCUUCCAACAUUUCAAUGCUCUCGACAGCUCCGCUGUCUUCAGCAACCCUUGGUCCAUCUCAGAGUUAUGGACUUCAGGAGAUUAUGAUUCCAAUUUCCGCGCUCCCUAUGUCUGCGACAUAUCCAUAUGAGAUGCCUUCAGUUAGUGGAUAUCAUUAUCCUUCAGAAUCAGAAAUAGCUGGCCCGUCUGGUAUGGCUGGUCCAUCCGGCUUAGGAGGAACCAAAAAGAAGUAAUAAUCAAUAUCCAGGCUAAACUUGAAUUUUCCAUUUACCUCUUAUCAUUUUUUCAAUUCCUUAUCUUUCCA